AUGUUGUUUUCCAGUGCUCUGAUCGCCGUCGCGGCGGCCGCCGCCUCGCUCGCGUGCGUGCUUCCCCCGGGGGCGCUCCCUAAUAAUAUCGCAGAGGGCUUCGCGAUCCAGGUCCAGAAUGCGUCCUUCCCCGUGAUACACAACCGCUUGUUGAACCAGUGGGCGGCCGGCGGCGGCGACCAGCACCUGUAUCUGAGUCCGGCUGGCGCACCCGCCAGCGAACUGACUCUUGUCGAUGGCGUCAUUACGCAGUUGAGCAAUGGCACGACGAUUCGGGCCGUCAUCAACGGAGAAUAUACUGCCUUUGACAACACGACCAAGAUGUUCAUGACGGAGCGCGGAGACCCGCGCGCCGUGUAUGAUGUCGCGCACGGCUGCGAUCCGGACACGGACGCGGUCCAGACGGAGCUGGUGUUCAAAGAACGGGCUGGCGUGCCGGGUGGGCAUGUAUGCGUGAGGCUUGCGUCCGGGAACAGGUGGGAGUUCCGCUACUCGCCUCCAGGAAAUACUGCGGUUGACAAUGCGGACCGGCUAUGCAUCAAGGUGACGUUGGCGGUGGUCCGUAGAUAA
Metarhizium acridum CQMa 102 is the source of this 570-nucleotide messenger RNA. RefSeq lists its product as uncharacterized. Lineage: Eukaryota; Fungi; Ascomycota; Sordariomycetes; Hypocreales; Clavicipitaceae. The record is from RefSeq and is a predicted model, not a curated record.